AUGGCAGAUGAUCGGAAAGAUGAAGCAAAGGCGCCUCACUGGACCUCAGCUCAACUAACAGAGGCAUCCGCCCACCCACAUCCACCUGAGAUCAAGGAUCAAGGUGGGGCAGGGGAAGGACUUGUCAGAAGCGCCAAUGGAUUCCCAUACAGGGAGGAUGAAGAGGGUGCCUUUGGAGAACAUGGGUCACAGGACACCUACUCAAAUACCAAAGAGAAUGGGAUCAAUGGAGAGCUGACCUCAGCUGACAGAGAAACAGCAGAGGAGGUGUCUGCAAGGAUAGUUCAAGUAGUCACGGCAGAAGCUGUAGCAGUUCUGAAAGGUGAACAAGAGAAAGAAGCUCAGCAUAAAGAUCAGCCUGCAGCUCUGCCUUUAGCAGCUGAAGAGACAGCUAAUCUGCCUCCUUCUCCACCCCCAUCACCAGCCUCAGAACAGACUGUGACAGUGGAGGAAGAAGAAGAAAUGCUAGCGAGUCCAAUGGCUGAGGAAGAGAAACCUGCCACUCUUCCUGGGAAAGAGUGUGAGGCUGCCAAGGCCUCAGACCAGCCCAAGGGCCUCAGUGAAGGCCAAGUGGAGUCUAGUGCGGAGGCCCAAAUAGCUCCUGAAGAGAGCGCCCCAGCAGGGACCCCACAGGAGAAAAGUAUAAAAGAGGUCGCGGAGGUGUCUCCAGAAGUAAAAACCCCUUCCUCUGCCGGGGAAGGUUUGCUUACAGCCUCGAAGAUGGAGUUUCAUGAUCAACAGGAAUUGACUCCCUCUCCAGCCGAGCCAUUAGACAAGAAGGAAAAGGAGUCAGAGAAAGAAAGUAAGCCUGGUGAAGACCUUAAACAUGCUGCCUUAGUUUCUCAGCCUGAGACAACUAAAACUUCCCCUGAUAAAAAGGAUAUGCAAGACACAGAAGAAGAAAAAGUACCUCCCACUCUGUUUGGGCAUACUCUGGGUGCCAGCCUAGAAGACACAAAACAGAAGAUAGAACCGAGCCUAGUGGUACCUGAUAUUGGCCUUCCCGCAGAGCCCUCAGCUGCAAAAGAGCAAAAGGACUGGUUCAUCCAAAUGCCAAUGGAAGCAAAAAAGGAUGAGUGGGGUUUAGUUGCUCCAGUAUCUCCUGGCCCCCUAACACCCAUGAAGGAAAAAGACGUACUUGAGGACAUCCCAAAAUGGGAAGGGAAACAAUUUGAUUCUCCCAUGCCAAGUCCCUUUCAGGGUGGAAGCUUCACUCUUCCUUUAGAUAUCACAAAGAAUGACAUUGUUGCAGCAACAUCACCCUUUGCCCCUGCCCUACUACAGCCAGAUGACAAAAAAUCUUUGGAAGAAACUGGUAGCCCAGCGACUGCCAAAGAUAGUUCUAAAGUUGAAGAGCCCCAUAAGGAUCAACCUGACAAAAUGGCAGAAGCACCAGCCUCAGAGGCAGUUACAUCACCCAAAGAUGCUCACAUUUCGAUUGUGGAAGAAUAUGUUCCGGAGAAAGGUUUAGGAGAAGAGAAAGGGGCAAUAAAGCAAGAGAGUGUGCAGAUAAAAGAGACUCCCACCUUCAGUGAACAGGAGUCUAUGCUUACUGAAAAGGAACCUCACCUAAAGCUUGAAGAACAAACAACCAUUUCUGAUGAAGAAGCUGUGUCAAAAGAGAGUGAAGCCCCAAAAUUGACAGAUGAAGAAACUGGUGUAAUUCAGCCCUCCACAGAGCACGCUUACUCCAAAGAAGAACCGAAAGGCCAGGAGCUUCCCACAGAUAUAUUAAAACAGGACUCAUUCCCUGUAAGUUUGGAGCAAGCAGUUACUGAUUCAGCCGUGACCUCUAAGACACCAGAAAAAGUCAUGACUGAACCAGCUGCACUAAGUGAAAAGAGUGCCACCCAGGAGCUUUUUGAAGAAAAAGUUGCUGACAAAGAUAAUAAGGUUGAAGGAGUUGGAGCUGUAACGUCAGCUGAGCUUGACAUGCCAUUUUAUGAAGAUAAGUCAGGAAUGUCCAAGUACUUUGAAACAUCUGCCUUGAAAGAAGAAGUGACAAAAAGUAUCCAGCCAGGCAGUGAUUACUAUGAACUGAGUGACACAAGAGAAAGUGCCCAAGAGUCUUUUGAUACUGUAUCUUCCAUGUAUAAAAACGGCGACAAGGCACUUAUGGCAGAGAAAGACUCCCAGCCCAGUGCUCCAGCACAAGAAGCAGGGUAUAGCACUCUCGCACAGAGUUAUCCGUCUGACUUACCUGAAGAGCCCAGUUCUCCUCAAGAAAGAAUGUUCACUAUUGAUCCAAAAGUGUAUGGGGAGAAAAGGGAUCUCCACAGUAAGAAUAAGGAUGAUUUGACACUAAGCAGGAGUUUAGGACUUGGUGGUAGGUCUGCAAUAGAGCAAAGAAGCAUGUCAAUCAAUUUGCCCAUGUCUUGCCUGGAUUCCAUAGCCCUUGGAUUUAACUUUGGCCGGGGGCAUGAUCUUUCUCCCCUUGCUUCUGAUAUUCUAACCAACACUAGUGGAAGUAUGGACGAAGGAGAUGAUUACCUUCCAGCCACAACACCUGCAGUGGACAAAGCCCCUUGCUUCCCAACAGAAAGCAAAGAAGAAAAAGAACAGAUCAAGGGGGAAAAAGCUACUGGAGAGGAAAACACCCAAGUCGAGACAUCGUGUGAGUCACCUUUCCUAGCCAAAGAUUAUUACAAAAAUGGUACUGUCAUGGCACCUGACCUGCCUGAGAUGCUAGACCUGGCAGGCACAAGGUCAAGAUUAGCUUCCGUGAGUGCAGAUGCUGAGGUUGCCAGGAGAAAAUCAGUCACAUCAGAGACUCUGGUGGAGGAGAGUAGUACUGGCUUCCCCCCUGUCACUGAUGAAAACCAUGUCAUUGUUAAAACUGACAGUCAACUCGAAGACCUGGGCUACUGUGUGUUCAAUAAAUACACAGUCCCACUCCCAUCACCUGUUCAAGACAGUGAAAAUUUAUCUGGGGAGAGUGGUUCCUUUUAUGAAGGCACUGAUGAUAAAGCACGAAGAGAUUUGGUCACGGAUCUUUCAUUGAUUGAAGUCAAACUGGCAGCUGCUGGAAGAGUCAAAGAUGAACUCAGUGCUGAGAAAGAAGUAUCCCCGCCUAUCUCUGGUGACAAAUCAGGACUGAGUAGGGAGUUUGAUCAGGAGAAGAAAGCGAAUGAUAAGCUGGAUACUUUACUAGAAAAAAGUGAAGAACAUGCCGAUUCAAAAGAACAUGCUGAGGAAACAGAAGAGGCUGGUGAUAAAGUUGAAACUUUUGGAUUAGGAGUAACCCAUGAGCAAGCUUCAGCCAAAGAACUGACAGUCUCAAAAGAUGCAUCACCUCUCAUGGCUGAGAAAGCAGAGAAAGGUCUUAGUUCCGUGCCAGAGGUAGCUGAAGUAGAACCAUCCCAAAAAGCUGAACCGGAACUCGAUUUUGCUGCAAAGAAAGCUGACCAGGGUCAGUUAGAUAUUAAAAUCAGUGACUUUGGACAGAUGGCUUCAGGGCUACACAUAGAUGCUGGAAACGCAGCAGAGCUUAAACUCAAGGCUACCCAGGACCUCGCCCCUUCAUCCACAGCACCUCAGGAGGCAGAUGCGUUUAUGGGUGUUGAGUCUGGCCACGUGAAAGAAGGCACAAAAGUUAGUGAAACAGAAGUCAAGGAGAAGGUGGCCAAGCCUGACCUGGUGCACCAGGAGGCUGUAGACAAAGAGGAGUCCUAUGAGUCCAGCGGUGAGCAUGAAAGCCUCACUAUGGAGUCCUUGAAAGCUGAUGAGGGCAAGAAGGAAAUUUCCCCAGAAUCUUCUCUAAUUCAAGACGAGAUUGCCAUCAAAUUGUCUGUGGAAAUACCCUGUGCACCUGCUGUUUCAGAGGCUGAUUUAGCCGCAGAUGAGAGAGCUGACGUCCAGAUGGAAUUUAUUCAGCUGCCAAAAGAAGAAAACAAGGAGACCCCAGAUAUAUCUAUCACGCCCUCUGAUGUUACAGAACCAUUGCCUGAAGCCACUGGAGCUGAACCAGCAGAGGCUGAGGAUGAGGAAGAAGAGAUAGAAGCCCAGGGAGAUUAUGAUAAACUGCUCUUCCGCUCAGACACCCUUCAGAUUACUGACCUGGGUGUCCCAGGUGUCAGGGAGGAAUAUGUGGAGACCUGCCCUGGUGAACACAAGGGAGUGAUUGAGUCCGUUGUAACUAUCGAGGAUGAUUUCAUCACUGUCGUGCAAACCACAACUGAUGAAGGGGAGUCGGGUUCCCACAGUGUGCGUUUUGCAGCCUUAGAGCAGCCUGAGGUAGAAAGGAGACCAUCCCCCCGUGCUGAAGAAGAGCUUGAAGUAGAAGAAGCAGCUGAAGCCCAGGCUGAACCCAAGGAUGGCUCCCCAGAAGCUCCGGCUUCCCCUGAGAGAGAAGAGGUUGGACUCUCAGAAUAUAAGACAGAAACCUAUGAUGAUUACAAAGACGAGACCACCAUUGAUGACUCCAUCAUGGAUGCUGACAGCCUCUGGGUGGACACUCAAGAUGAUGAUAGGAGCAUCAUGACAGAACAGUUAGAAACUAUUCCUAAAGAGGAGAAAGCUGAAAAGGAAGCUCGGAGACCAUCUCUUGAGAAACAUAGAAAAGAAAAGCCUUUUAAAACCGGGAGAGGCAGAAUUUCCACUCCUGAAAGAAAAAUAGCUAAAAAGGAACCUAGCACAGUCUCCAGAGAUGAAGUGAGAAGGAAAAAAGCAGUUUAUAAGAAGGCUGAACUUGCUAAAAAAACAGAAGUUCAGGCCCACUCUCCCUCCAGGAAAUUCAUUUUAAAACCUGCUAUCAAAUAUACUAGACCAACUCAUCUCUCCUGUGUUAAGCGGAAAACGACAGCAGCAGGUGCUGAAUCAGCUCAGGCUCCCAGUGUAUUUAAACAGACAAAGGACAAAGUGUCUGAUGGAGUAACCAAGAGCCCAGAAAAGCGCUCUUCUCUGCCGAGACCGUCCUCCAUUCUCCCUCCUCGACGAGGCGUAUCAGGAGACAGAGAUGAGAACUCCUUCUCUCUCAACAGUUCUAUCUCCUCUUCUGCACGGCGGACCACUAGGUCAGAGCCAAUUCGCAGACCAGGAAAGAGUGGCACUUCAACACCCACUACCCCCGGAUCAACCGCCAUCACUCCUGGGACCCCACCAAGCUAUUCUUCACGCACACCAGGCACUCCUGGAACCCCUAGCUACCCCAGGACCCCUCACACACCAGGAACCCCCAAGUCUGCCAUCUUGGUGCCCGGUGAGAAGAAAGUUGCCAUUAUACGUACGCCUCCAAAAUCUCCUGCUACUCCCAAGCAACUUCGGCUUAUCAACCAACCACUGCCAGAUCUGAAGAACGUCAAAUCCAAAAUUGGAUCGACAGACAACAUCAAAUACCAACCUAAAGGGGGGCAGGUUAGGAUUUUAAACAAGAAGAUUGAUUUUAGCAAGGUUCAGUCCAGAUGUGGUUCCAAGGAUAACAUCAAACAUUCUGCUGGGGGCGGAAAUGUACAGAUUGUCACCAAGAAGAUAGACCUAAGCCACGUGACAUCCAAAUGCGGCUCUCUGAAAAACAUCCGCCACAGGCCAGGUGGUGGGCGUGUGAAAAUUGAGAGUGUGAAACUGGAUUUCAAAGAAAAGGCCCAAGCUAAAGUUGGUUCACUUGACAAUGCUCACCACGUACCUGGAGGUGGUAAUGUCAAGAUUGACAGCCAAAAGUUGAACUUCAGAGAGCAUGCUAAGGCCCGUGUGGACCACGGGGCUGAGAUCAUUACGCAGUCCCCAGGCAGAUCCAGCGUGGCAUCCCCCCGACGACUCAGCAACGUCUCCUCUUCUGGAAGCAUCAACCUGCUCGAAUCCCCCCAGCUUGCCACCCUGGCCGAGGACGUCACUGCCGCACUCGCUAAGCAGGGCUUGUGA
Molecule: messenger RNA, 5856 nt
Organism: Mesoplodon densirostris (Blainville's beaked whale)
Lineage: Eukaryota; Metazoa; Chordata; Mammalia; Artiodactyla; Ziphiidae
Gene: MAP2
Product: microtubule associated protein 2
Exons: 14
Coding region: 1-5856 (1951 amino acids)
Biological process (GO): microtubule cytoskeleton organization; neuron projection development
Cellular component (GO): neuron projection
Molecular function (GO): microtubule binding
Source: RefSeq, a predicted model, not a curated record